AUGUACAUGCAUUUUCGACUCCAAACAAAAGACUCCAGCCGUUGGAUCAAUGAAGACAUUCGCCCRCUACCACCAGAUCGACGGAAAUGGACAACACGCACAUACAUUGGCUUCUGGCUAGCCUGGCACGUCUCCAUUAUCAAUGUCACAAUUGGAUCCGGACUGGUAGCCCUCGGACUAGCCGUAUGGCAAGUCAUGAUUGCAAUCAUCGUAGCUCGAGCAAUCAUCGCAGCAGUGGCCAUUCUCUGCGGCUACAUUGGCGCAGACUGGCAUAUUGGAUUCCCCGUCUACUCGCGAGCUCUCUGGGGAAUGUAUGGAUCCUAUGUUCCCGUCAUCCAGCGAAUUCUCUGUGGGAUUGUGGGAAUUGCUGUACAGUCUUACUUUGGUGGGACUUGCAUCGUCGCUAUACUCAGUGCCAUCUUUCCAUCUUUCCACCGCAUGGCAAACUCACUACCAGCAUCGGCAGUAGUUGACACGAAGUCACUUAUCGGAUGGAUCCUGUUCAACCUCAUGACAAUAGCUUUUGUAAUCGGCAGACUGGAGCGGACGCAAUUCGUCCGAAUCUUUGUCUGGCUCAACACUUACUCUUUCCUUACUUUCCUCGCCAUUAUGAUCUGGACUCUGGUGCGUGCUGGUGGAGGGGGACAACUGUUAUCAAACGGAUCUCUCCCAAACGUGGAUGUGGGCUGGGGUAUGUGUCAAGCCAUUACGACAGUCGUGGGAUCCAUCGCUAUCGGACUCAUGAGCCAGCCUGACUUUACACGCUUCGCYAAUACGUCUCGGGCUCAGGUUACUGGUCAGUGGACGUCAAUCAUGAUAUUUGGCACCCUGAUGCCUUUUAUUGGCUGCGUAAUUGCAUCUGCAACGGCAUCCAUAUAUGAAAAGCCCAUUUGGAACCCAACGGAGCUACUGCUACAGUGGCUCGCAGAUGAAUACAGCCCAGGCUCACGAGCAGCCGCUUUCUUUGCCGGUCUUGGUCUUUUGGCUUCUCAAUUGGUCCUGAACUCUUUGGAGAACUGCUUCAGCACGGGCAUAGAUCUCGCUUGUAUCGUUCCAAAGUAUCUCAACAUUCGACGAGGUGCUUUGCUUGCCUUGGCCGUGGCUUGUACGGCCUGUCCGUGGCAACUGCUCACCAACGCUUCGACUUUCCUCAACAUCGUGUCCUCGUAUACGGUCGUUGUCGCCCCAAUGUUGGGGAUCCAAAUAUGCGACUAUUGGAUCCUGCGCAAACGUCGUGUUCAGUUAUCGGCUCUUUAUGACUCUGAUCCUCAGGCUGCAUACUAUUACUUUCAUGGCUGGAACUGGCGACCAAUCUUGGUCUGGAUUGUUUCGUGGACGCCACAGCUUCCGGGAUUCAUCAACGCCAUCGAACCAAGUAUACAAGUUCCGAUUGGCGCCACGAGACUAUUCCAGCUUUCUUUCCUUUUUGGUGGAACCCUGGGUUUCUGUCUAUUCUACAUUGUCAAUUUGGUGUUUCCUCCUGGUAACAUGGGCCAGGUUGAUGAUGUGGACUACUUUGCAACUUUCUCCUCCUCUGAGUGGGAUCUGAUGGAUAUAAAGAAUGAAACCGCGCUCAAUAAGCAUGGCUCAGAUAUAGGAAAGGUAUCAAACGAAUCUCAGGAGCAGGCCGGAGAGCGCGUUUGA
This is a messenger RNA of Ramularia collo-cygni, 1644 nucleotides long. RefSeq names its product related to uracil permease. Gene Ontology annotation, cellular component: plasma membrane. The record is from RefSeq and is a predicted model, not a curated record. The transcript has a single exon. The coding region runs from base 1 to 1644 and encodes 547 amino acids. Gene Ontology annotation, biological process: transmembrane transport; nucleobase transport. Lineage: Eukaryota; Fungi; Ascomycota; Dothideomycetes; Mycosphaerellales; Mycosphaerellaceae. Gene Ontology annotation, molecular function: nucleobase transmembrane transporter activity.